Molecule: messenger RNA, 1337 nt
Organism: Daucus carota subsp. sativus
Lineage: Eukaryota; Viridiplantae; Streptophyta; Magnoliopsida; Apiales; Apiaceae
Exons: 6
Coding region: 187-1161 (324 amino acids)
Biological process (GO): microtubule cytoskeleton organization
Cellular component (GO): cytoplasmic microtubule
Molecular function (GO): microtubule binding
Source: RefSeq, a predicted model, not a curated record
CACAUGUAAUUUCCGUGCCUGCUGGGCUGGCCCAGGUUGGUUGCCUUAAUAUUUAAUACCGGCGUAAUUUUGUCUUCUACUCUCGCCGGUUACAUCUCUCUCUCCACUGUUUCACUCACAUCUCUCUCUCUAUAUAUACCGCAGCAUCUUCUUCACUGAUUCGUGGAUCAUCUACCUUGUCUUGUGAUGUCAGUAAACACUCUAACCGACCUCAUUAUGCUAUCUGAAUCUGAGAAGAACAUUGAGAAAUCCACUAAUGGGGGUUUUCACAAGCCUCAAAUUGAACACAAUGAGGGAAAUUAUGAAGAGAAAAAGAAAUCCGCUUGUCCCUUGGUCGAAACAUCUCCCAAUGGAAAUGGCACAGAGGCAGCCAUUGCAGAAGUGGAAUACAUUGAAUCUGAGAAUUUGGAAGAUGUUGAAGAUCUCAAUACAAAUAUUGAGAUUCUCAAAGGUGAGCUAGAGUCAAAAGACUGGGUUGUCGUUUGUGGGGCACUCAAUAACGUACGGCGGUUAUCACUGUUCCACAAGGAAUUGCUGUGCGACAUGCUGGAGAAUGUGGUGUCACUUGUUGUGAAAUCCUUGAAGAACCCAAGAAGUGCCGUCUGCAAAACUGCAGUUAUGACUUCAGCGGACAUUUUUAAGGCAUAUAAUGAUCGCAUCAUUGAUUCGCUGGAUCCACUGCUGGUCCAACUUCUUCUCAAGUCUUCACAAGACAAACGAUUCGUAUGUGAGGCAGCUGAAAAAUCUUUAAUAGCCAUGACUACCUGGGUCUCGCCAGUAUUGUUGUUACCCAAGUUGCAAAUUUAUCUUAAGCACAAAAAUCCUCGUAUUCGAGCAAAGGCGUCAAUGUGCUUUUGUCGCAGUUCACUACGACUGGGUUUUGAUGGAAUGGAGAAAUAUGGGAUUGACAAAUUGAUCCAUACAGCAGCAUCACAGCUCAGUGACCAGCUUCCCGAGUCCAGGGAAGCUGCUCGAACCCUUCUGUUGGAGUUGCAGAGUGCUUAUGAGAAAUCACAAAUCUCAUUAGCAGCUACUGUCUCUGAGAACCAAGAAAAGAAUUCUUGGGAGCAGUUCUGCCAGUCAAACCUUUCCAUCUUAAGUGCUCAAUCUGUCCUUCGGGCGACCAAUGUUGCAAGGGAGGGACUUGCUACGGGUACCUAGCAAGUAUGCAACUUUUAUCAAAUUAUAGUGGUUAUUAUCUCCUUUUGCUUCAUUAGCUUUUACUUGUAUAUACUGUGAAGUAUUGAGAUGUCUGAGAGGCUGUUGAAGCAUGUUGUUCAGCUAUACAUUCCUCGCUGGUUGAGUUUGAUAUAUACACAAUCUUAUGUUUGUUAAAA